AUGUUUCGCGUUUUUGUAUAUUGCUCCCUGAUGUAUGUAAUGACGGCUAUUUUGGCGGAACGGCUGCAUGCUACUAUAUUUUUUCAUGACUAUGACCAAAAACGAUAUCUCUUUAUUAGCGUCCAGACUCAGAUUGUUACCACAGUCUCCUCGAUGAUGGGAUCGAUACUGUAUACUUUUGGUGGAGGAAAAGCGGUGAUGUAUCUAUUUAUGUUUGAUUUUCCAUUCACGGCCAUCUUGGCUGUUCUCUCAAUGGCGGGCAGCUACUCCCUUCAUAAAUACAACAUGAAAAAGCUGAAUGAUAUUUUGAGGAGGUUUGAGUGGAACGAGUAUUCACUCAGUCUCCGUUUUCAAUUGAAAGAAAACGUUCGAGCUCUAAAGUUGAUCCGACUAAACGUCAUGAUCCAUGGAAUAAUUAUGCUAAUAGGAUUGACGCUAUUCGCGGGCCCGUUCGUGUUCUUCGAUGCUGGAUCUCCGGAGCAAGAGCUUGCCUGGGUGGUGUUGGAAGCCGCUCAAAACUAUUACGUAUUUGUGCUUCAAGUUGGAUUGUUGUUGUAUGUAGAGCGGUGGCGUUUAGGUCUUGGUCGUUUUAUUAACCGAUGGGUAUUUCAAAGCAAAAAAGUGUGCCCAGAAACUACAGUAGCCGUCCCGCCAUAUUCCGUUGCCACCGUCACAGAUCUUCAUUUCGGUCUCCUGGAACGAGUCUGGGAAGUGGCCCGAAGAAGCAGU
This is a messenger RNA of Mesorhabditis spiculigera, 729 nucleotides long. The record is from the annotation of a GenBank genome assembly. NCBI's taxonomy places the organism in Eukaryota, Metazoa, Nematoda, Chromadorea, Rhabditida, Rhabditidae.